Molecule: messenger RNA, 1869 nt
Organism: Colletotrichum gloeosporioides
Lineage: Eukaryota; Fungi; Ascomycota; Sordariomycetes; Glomerellales; Glomerellaceae
Exons: 1
Coding region: 1-1869 (622 amino acids)
Molecular function (GO): protein binding
Source: RefSeq, a predicted model, not a curated record
AUGGAUACGGCAAGGCUUACCGCGGCAACUUUUGCCUCCCUACCUUCAGAGCUUCUCAGUAUGAUCGGCAAUUUCCUCGACAACACGCACGACCUUUCGAAUCUCGCUCGUAUCAAUCACACGUUCUACCGCGUCUUCAAUCGUUUGCUGUAUAAGGCCGCCGUCAAGGACCACCAUCCAGGCCCGACAAUCGAAGCAGCGAGCAACGGGAACCUCGGAACUCUAAAGCUCGCAGCUGAACACGGCGCCUAUCUUGACUACCAUCAUGUCAAGCCGCUCACAGCAGAUGAAAUCGCGGCGAAGAGUAUAAGAUACCGAUUGUCUCCACGCGCCCGCUGGGGGGCACCCCUCCACUUCGCCAUUAUCUACGGCCAUCAGCAUAUCGUUGAAUGGUUGAUGUCCAAAGACGUCGAAAUCGAGGCUCCGGCGCGACUUUACUGCGGGUGCGAGAACCCUCACAACAUCCUCGAUUACCACAGAUGUUUCCGCGACCGCUACGAUAACAGUGUCAUGGUCUGGACACCGUUGCAUUACGCUAUUUGCCAUAGGCAGACUGAGAUCGCACAUAUCCUACUUUCGGCUGGCUCGUCGCCGCUUUGCACGGUUCCCCCGCGGCCAGAGUCAUGGCCACCUGGGCUGGAAAUUCUUGAGGAGCUGUACUCGGAUCGUCCGACAAGAAUCCGUCACAGAUGUAUGAAUGGUUUUACCUAUAGCAACACUUGUGCUCUUUAUUGGGGAAGAAAUGUUUGCAUCACGGCGCUCGAUACGGCAGUGGCGACCGGAGAUAAGUCAAUCGUCACGCGCCUCAUAAAGGAUAUCGGAAUGGAUCCAAACCGUCUGAGGGGCGGCGCUCACAGCAGCGUUUUCCAAUAUUCGGCAACAUGUGGUGAUGAGUCAAUGAUUGACCAUCUCGUCUCACUCGGGGCUGAUCCGAGGCUGCUUCUGAAAGCAGAUUGGGACUAUGACAAGUUCCCUAUCAACAUCGCUUUUUGCAUGCACCAUGCAUCCGCUGCUUCCAAGUUGGUAGAAUGUGGCACGCCGAUAUGGUCUAGGGAGGACGUGUGGGAUUAUGACAUCGACUCUUUCGAAAAGGUCGAGAAGCCGAUUGCUCUCUUAACCGAGGUACUUGCAGGCUGGGAUUAUGAGUCUCCUCGUACGAAUACGCGGUUCUGUGGACUUACAGAAAAGUGCUGCGACCACGACGAGCACGAAAUCGCAGCAAAGAAAAAGGCAUUUCUCAAGCUCGCGCAGCGCACAGUCGAGGAAGUCCCCCACGAAGUAUCAACCGACGAACUGAAGGAUAUUCUGACGCGAGGACUCAUCGCUAUGUUUGAUCACGCAGACUUCUGCGAUGAAGACUUUUCUGAAUACGCCAGGAUCAUCAAACCUGCUCUGGAAGAAGGUGCAAUUGGUGAAUUCCGGCAAUCGACACUUUCUCUCUUGGUAAACCACAAAACAAGAGACUAUGAGUUUGCUCAAAUGCAUGGCAUCACGUUUCUGUUGGACGACCAAUGGUUUGGUGAGCCUAUCACACAUAUCGACAAUAGACUGAUGAAGAGAACCUUGGACAGGGCGGUGAGAAAAAUUCCAUGGCUAGACGACGACGGCUAUGCCAUUUUGACAAAUACAGAUUGCCUGAUCAGAACAAUGGAACUUUUGAGAGUGCACGGAGCUUGGAAGGACGCCCGAGAACAACCUGGAAGAAUUUCCACGGAGGAAAAGAGCUCCUGGAGCCUUGCUGGCACCAUAGUGAAGGGCGAGAAGUGCUCGGAGCUCUCUGGUCAAUGGAACAAGCUCAGGUCCGACGAGUUGAAGAUUAUCCCCUCAAAGUUUCGGCACAUCUUCACAAAGGUCAGAUGGGAAUCUUAG